Linum trigynum is the source of this 309-nucleotide messenger RNA. NCBI's taxonomy places the organism in Eukaryota, Viridiplantae, Streptophyta, Magnoliopsida, Malpighiales, Linaceae. The record is from the annotation of a GenBank genome assembly.
AUGGAAGUAAGCUUGUGGGAAAUUGAGUUGUUGAUGAAAGAACGAGCCAGAGAAAUUGUUCAGCGAUGUGGAUGUCGGCUACUUGAGACACAUGGUUUGCCAUGUAAAUGUAAGAUGGAUGCACUUAGUGAUGCCGGCAUGGAGUUACACCCUUACCACUUACAUCGAUUCUGGUCAUCUUUGGUGUAUGAGAGUCCUCCUGAUGGUGCAAAAUGGGAGGACCAUGAUGCCACUGACCGUGGAAUUUUUACAGCCAUGGUGGAGGAUGUGUACAGGCAAGGACCAGCUGCUGUCCGGAAGGCAUCUUAA